Molecule: messenger RNA, 571 nt
Organism: Daphnia pulex (common water flea)
Lineage: Eukaryota; Metazoa; Arthropoda; Branchiopoda; Diplostraca; Daphniidae
Exons: 5
Coding region: 1-534 (177 amino acids)
Source: RefSeq, a predicted model, not a curated record
AUGUCUUCGCUUUGGGUCUUGUAUUGGGGAGCAGUUGAGGUCUGGGGCUCGGGUGCCGUUGAUCCUCGCCUUGGUAAAGGCCCAGGUUUUAGUUGCGUUGCUUUUUGGGCUGAGAUUUCGUGCUCUUCUUGCUUGAGCUACUGCUUUCUUGCAAUUUACUGUCCACCACGCUUGGGCAGGUUCCGGUUUGACUUCUUCGGUUGGCUUGGAGAGCUUGAUUCUGCUGGCUUUGUUGGCUUCCAUGAUGGCGUUGUAGUAAAUCAGGUGAUCCAGUCGGCUUCUUUGAAGUUCCAGGUUGGUGGUCGUGCGGUGGAUAUCGUGGGUUCGGACUUGACUUUGAAGUGGAUCGGGAGGUGGUCGCUGUUGAGGUGGGGGCCGGUCGUUAUUUCGGAUGUCAGGGCCAGAUGUGAUGACAUUAGUGUCAAGUCGAUGGUUGAAGAGGAUGUGGGCGAUGGCGCGUCCGCUUUGGUUAGGGUGGCUGCAAUUCGUCUCCCAUCUGCCGUGAUGGGCGUUGAAGUCGCCUCCUACGAUUAGAUUUCCGCCUCUGCCCUGGAUUAGCUGGUUGAGUUCU